CAAUCAGAGGGCGCUCAGGACACUAGGUUCCCUACAGUAAAUAUUUGUGUUUGCUCAGCCGGCUGUAAUGGUGGACGACUGAAAGAGAAAAGGGAGAAAUACAAUCUCUAAAAAAUUGCAUCCCAGGCAAAAACAGUGCUGCCCGCGGCUCGGACAUAAACUCCGGCAGACAUGGAUGAACUUAAACAUCAAGUGAUGAUAAACCAGUUCGUCCUGACAGCUGGAUGUGCGGCAGAUCAGGCGAAGCAGCUUUUGCAAGCGGCACAUUGGCAGUUUGAGACAGCCCUCAGUGCCUUUUUUCAAGAGACUAAUAUUCCUUACGGUCACCACCAUCAAAUGAUGUGUACUCCAGCAAACACGCCCGCAACUCCCCCGAACUUCCCCGAUGCUCUCACCAUGUUCUCCCGCCUCAAGGCCUCAGAAAGCUUCAACAGCAGCAGCCCUAGCAUGGCCUCUAUGGCCACCUCACCUCCUCCACCUCCUGUCAGCUGGGGCAUGACACCACCCAUGGCUGGCCAACAGGGACUAUGGACUCAGGGGUCUCCGGCCACACAGGCCCACCCACCCCCGGGCUGGCCGUCUGCCGUCAACCAACAAGCAGCCGCCGAACAGAAGGCCAGCGUGGCCAUGGAGGCCGAGAGAUGAGGAGCUGGACUGCAUGGCCCCCAGGGGUGGAUCAGGGUGGGGGGUAGAAAGGGGAGGGGUGAGGCGAGGGUUGGGGAAACAGUACCAGGAAAGGGGGGCAGGGGGGGAACUCGCUUUACUCUUCCACCUUUUAAGAGGUAAUGGGAGGGAUAGAGCAACACAACCAAGAAUAAACCAAGCAACA
Messenger RNA from Colossoma macropomum (tambaqui), 829 nucleotides. It is a transcript of the gene ubald1a, whose product is annotated as UBA-like domain containing 1a. Lineage: Eukaryota; Metazoa; Chordata; Actinopteri; Characiformes; Serrasalmidae. The record is from RefSeq and is a predicted model, not a curated record. The transcript is spliced from 3 exons. Gene Ontology annotation, molecular function: protein binding. The coding region runs from base 172 to 645 and encodes 157 amino acids.